UAUUUUUCUGGUAAGCAGGGCUAUUAUGAUAAAUUACCUACGAUAUUUCCUUGCAUAAGCAAAUGCGUCAGGAGGGAGGAUGAUCGUUCAAAGCUGUUCUGUUAUGAAUCUUAUGAUUGGAAACUGUGUGCAACUCGGUUCAUGAUCUUGCAUAAGGAAAACUCAAUGGGUUCCUAGAGCAAGAGAACUUCGAUUUGUGUCCUAAAUAUCUUCAACCAACAAUUUUUUUUUGUGCCAGAUUAAAGGUGAAAGGUGGUGAUUAAUGGGAGGGCACACAUCUUGUCUGAUGGGUUUUCUGAGCAGAAUAGGCUUGUGGCUGUGGGCCUGUGGCCCUCAGGACGGUUUUGCCAGCCUGCUAAGUAGGAUGGGCUCAGGUAUCUUUUUCUUAAGGCCAAUGACUAGCUAAAGUAGACCACAUCUUACCAUGGUUCUUAGCUUAUGGGCUGGCCUGAGCAUGGGUUCAGCUACAGAGUCGGCUUCAAGAUCCUUUGGGGUUGAAGGAGCUGCUGCUGAAGAUGGAAGAAAGCCCAGCAUAUGGGAUACUUACGCGCAUGCUGGAAAUGUUUUUGACAAGAGCACAGGAGACAUUGCAGCAGAUCAAUAUCACAAGUACAAGGAAGAUGUUAAGCUGAUGCAUGAGAUGGGCCUGGAUGCCUACAGAUUUUCUAUCUCCUGGUCCAGGCUAAUUCCUGAUGGACGGGGAGCUAUCAACCCAAAAGGUCUGCAAUACUACAACAAUCUCAUCAAUGAACUUGUCCGCCAUGGAAUUGAGGCUCAUGUUACCCUGAACCAUUUUGAUCUUCCCCAAGCACUAGAAGAUGAGUACGGAGGAUACUUGAGCCAAAGGCUAAUUGAGGAUUUCACUGCAUAUGCGGAUAUUUGUUUCAAAGAAUUUGGGGAUAGAGUGAAGUAUUGGAGCACUUUCAAUGAGCCGACUAUACAAGCAAUCAUGGGUUACGAUCUUGGAGUCUUUCCACCCAAACAUUGCUCGUUUUCUCUUGGCUUCUUCAAUUGUUCAAAGGGGAACUCGACAGAAGUGUACAUUUCUGCUCACAAUAUGUUGUUAUCACAUGCAGCAGCAGUACAACUUUACAGAGAAAAAUACCAGGAAAAACAAAAAGGCUAUAUAGGAAUUACACUCCUAGGUAUAUGGUUUGAACCUCUCACAAACUCAACAGAGGAUGUCACUGCAACAAAAAGAGUGAUUGAUUUUCAAUUCGGAUGGUUUCUCGAUCCCCUUGUGUAUGGAAACUAUCCUGCUACCAUGAGGAAGAUUGUAGGAUCUCGAUUGCCAUCUUUUAUAGAGGACGAAAGAAAACAGCUGAAGGGAUCAUUUGACUUUAUCGGCCUUAAUCAUUAUCUUGUAGUUUUUGUUCAAAAUUCCCCUGAUGACACCGAGAAGUAUGAGAAAGACUAUGCUACAGAUAUUUCUGCCAGAAUAUCAAUUCCAGGGCUGUUUGAGAAGGAUUUCAUUAGCCUGAAAACUGCCACAUUUCCUACUGCUCCUUGGGCCCUUCAAAGAUUGCUGGAGUAUGUCAAACUAUACUACGAAAAUGCUGUCCUUAUAAUCCAUGAAAACGGAUAUCCAAUGUACGGUAACAACUCUUAUUCUCCCGACGCUCGCAAUGAUGAUGAAAGGGUAGAUUACUUGCAGAAGUACAUAGAAAGCUUACUUCAAUCAAUAAGGGAUGGAUCAAAUACAAGGGGGUACUUCGUAUGGUCCUUCGUAGACUGUUUUGAGCUUACACUUGGCUAUACUGUUCAUUAUGGUCUCUACCAAGUCGACUUUAACAACAGGGAUAGAAAGAGGUACCCCACGCUGUCUGCUCAAUGGUACACCAGCUUCCUUGGAAACAGCAAAAGAAAAAGGGGAAACUCAGAAUCUCUAUCAAUUUAAGAAGACAUCAUCGUUCCUUUUCUUCUGCAUCACCAGUUAUAUAUGGUUAUAUAUAUAUAUAAGUGUUCCAUUCUAUCUAUGAAUGGGCACCAGAUAGUGUUUUCUAGCCGGGUUUAGGCUCAGGGGCUGGAAUUCGUUUCCGCCUUGUUUCUUUCUGCUUCUUCCUGUUUGUUUCUGUUUACUUUUUCUUUUUGGCCUCUUUGGCUCUUAAUAAUAUUCACCUUUCAAA
Magnolia sinica is the source of this 2126-nucleotide messenger RNA. RefSeq names its product beta-glucosidase 31-like. NCBI's taxonomy places the organism in Eukaryota, Viridiplantae, Streptophyta, Magnoliopsida, Magnoliales, Magnoliaceae. The transcript is spliced from 13 exons. The record is from RefSeq and is a predicted model, not a curated record. Gene Ontology annotation, biological process: carbohydrate metabolic process. Gene Ontology annotation, molecular function: beta-glucosidase activity. The coding region runs from base 425 to 1897 and encodes 490 amino acids.